Molecule: messenger RNA, 3578 nt
Organism: Gadus macrocephalus (Pacific cod)
Lineage: Eukaryota; Metazoa; Chordata; Actinopteri; Gadiformes; Gadidae
Gene: hcn3
Product: hyperpolarization activated cyclic nucleotide-gated potassium channel 3
Exons: 7
Coding region: 421-2325 (634 amino acids)
Biological process (GO): transmembrane transport; potassium ion transport
Cellular component (GO): membrane
Molecular function (GO): voltage-gated potassium channel activity
Source: RefSeq, a predicted model, not a curated record
CUUAGUUCAGGCUGACCUCUUCCUCCAUGGCAGGCGACUACAGCGACAGCGAGAGGAGUGUGGACGCUUAUGUAUACCAACAAGCCGAUUAUUCCGCUGAUUAAGCUCUGCUGCUGGUGUCGAGUUGGCCUGAUCCAGACAGGAGACUACGCACCGAGCGCACAACCUGCCGCCCCGGCCGUUGGAGAGUUUGGUGUGUGUUAAAUAUUAAUGGAGGAAGUUUUAGAUUAUAUUUUUCUAAGAACAUGUGUGAAUUUUACCGCAAUGCGUGGACUAAAAACGUUUUCUCCAACGGAACCGGGCAGAACCUUGGAAACGGAAGAUCUCCUCUGAAGUGUUUCUAACGUGUCAGUAAAUUUGGCUGCGAUUGAAAUGUAGUCUUUUUCUACUUCUAACAACUUUUACAUUGUUAAAUAAAAAAUGAAUAGCCCCAAUCAAGGUUUAGACGGACAUCAGAGCGCCUGGGAGAACCCCUCUUGUAGGGCGACCGCAGAGCCAAACAGACACCGCAGCAGUUGGAGCAGCCUCCGCUUCUCCGCCUGGAGGUCGGCCUCCCAGGCCUCCCGGAAGACGGCAGAACCGGUACUCAGUGACGUGACCAAGACGCUGUUUACCCUGGUCCAAACUCACAACGACGAAUACACCGCGGACCCCGACGGCCUCCUCACGCCAGAGGAACCGGACAUAACUAGCACCAAUUUAACCACGCCGAAAGCAGAGGAGACCUCCCUUGGUGUGGGCGCUCAGUCCCAGGCAGGUGUGGACGAUGAACCAUAUGCCGACCAAUCCACUUUUUUCCAGCGGCAGUUCGGCUCCAUGCUGCAGCCAGGUGUCAACAAGUUUUCCCUGCGUAUGUUUGGCAGUCAGAGAGGUGUAGCGGCCGAGCAAGCUAGGGUUAAAUCCUUUGGAGUGUGGAUUAUCCACCCCUACAGUGACUUCAGGUUCUACUGGGACCUGGUGAUGCUGCUGUUGAUGAUGAGCAACCUGGUGAUCCUGCCCUGGGGCAUCACCUUCUUCGAGGACCAGAACACUCCGCCUUGGAUCACCUUCAACGUCCUCUCCGACACCCUCUUCCUGCUGGACCUGAUCUUCAACUUCCGCACGGGGAUCCCGGGGGAGGACGGCCACAUCGUGCUGGACCCCAGGGAGAUCCGUUCCCAGUACCUGCGCUCCUGGUUCGCGGUGGACUUCAUCUCCUCCAUCCCCGUCGACUACAUCUUCCUCAUCGUGGACAUCGAGUCCCGGCUGGAGUCGACGGACGUGUACCGCACGGCGCGCGCCCUCCGCAUCGUACGCUUCACCAAGAUCCUCAGUCUGCUGCGGCUGCUGCGCCUCUCGCGGCUCAUCCGCUACAUCCACCAGUGGGAAGAGAUUUUCCACAUGACCUAUGACCUGGCCAGUGCUGUGGUGCGGAUAGUGAACCUGAUUGGCAUGAUGCUGCUGCUGUGCCACUGGGACGGCUGCAUGGCCUUCAUGGUGCCCAUGCUACAGGACUUCCCUCCCGACUGCUGGGUGGUCAAGAACAACCUGGUGAAUUCCACAUGGCACCUCCAGUAUUCCUAUGCAUUGUUCAUGGCCAUGAGCCACAUGCUUUGUAUAGGAUACGGUGCCCAUCCUCCCGAGGGUAUGAGCGAUGUGUGGAUGACCAUCAUGAGCAUGAUCGUUGGAGCCACCUGCUACGCCAUGUUCCUGGGCCAUGCCACCAACCUGGUCCAGUCCUUGGAUGCAUCUCGCCGACAGUACCAGGAUAAGUACAAACAGGUGGAACAGUACAUGUCCUUUCAUAAACUUCCGGCGGAUGUGAGACAGAGGAUUCACGAUUACUACGAACAUCGAUUCCAAGGCAAAAUCUUUAACGAGGACAGCAUCCUUGGAGAGCUUAGCGAUCCGCUCAAAGAGGAGAUCGUCAGCUUCAACUGCCGUGGACUGGUGGCCAACAUGCCGCUGUUUGCCAAUACCGACCCUCACUUUGUGACAGUGAUCUUGACCAAGCUGCAGUUUGAGGUCUUUCAGCCAGGGGACCUGGUCAUACGGGAGGGAACACUUGGUCGGAAGAUGUACUUCGUCCAGCACGGCUGUCUCACCGUGCUCCCGCGUGGCGGGAAGCCGCUGCAGCUGAACGACGGGGCGUAUUUUGGGGAGAUCUGCCUGCUGACGCGGGGUCGGCGGACGGCGAGCGUCCGGGCCGAGACGUACUGCCGCCUGUACUCGCUGAGCGUGGACAGCUUCAACGAGGUGCUGGAGGAGCACCCGCUGAUGAGGAGCGCCUUCGAGAGCGUGGCCAUCGACCGCCUGGACCGGGCGGCGCGGAGGCCAAGUCACUGAAGGGGAGGGGGGGGGGGGAGGAGGAGAGAGAGAGAGAGAGAGAGAGAGAGAGAGAGAGAGAGAGAGAGAGAGAGAGAGAGAGAGAGAGAGAGAGAGAGAGAGAGAGAGAGAGAGAGAGAGAGAGAGAGAGAGAGAGAGAGAGAGAGAGAGAGAGAGAGAGAGAGAGAGAGAGAGAGAGAAUUGAAAAAGGAAACGAUUUCAAUUUCACAUUGUCUUGAAAUUAUUUGGUAAACACUUCUGUGUUGUCCUUGACAGAAUAUAACGGUGAGGACUUUUAAUCACCAAUCAAUGCAGAACUAUUGGAAACAAACUAGUUCCUCUGACCUGUAUUGUGCAUGUUCAUAUAUGAGAGGUGUGGUUCACAACCCUUUGAAGAUACGACUACAAAAAAAAAGUGAUCUGGUUCAGAUGCAAAUCAAUUAGUUGCUUUUUGUUAGGUUGUUUUCUAUGUUAAAAUAAAGGAUAGGGGAAAUACUAAUAUUUGAAGGGUUAAGAUGCAGUGAUGUCAUGCUGCCAAGCCUGAUUAAACUAUUUGAACAAUACGAGAAGAUAACCUUUUUAAAUGCUGGACCUUAAUUCAUUGAUAUCAAUGGCAAUUCUUUGUUACCUUACUACCUAAUUAUUAAGUCUAGUGCAGGGUAUUUCAAGUUCACACUAAUGUAAUGUAAUGUCACUAAUUAGAGUUAGGAUUGUUUAGGCAUUUUAUCUGACUGAUGGUAUCUCUGAUGAUUCAUAAUAUAUGCUUCAUAACAUCCUUUUUUUUAAUUUAAGUUUGUAUGUUCAUUGAUAUCAAUGGCAAUUGUUUUCUACCUACCUACCUAUGUAUUAAGUCUAGUUCAAGGUAUUUCAAGUUCACACUUAAUGUCACUCAUUAGAGUUAGGAUGGUUUAGCCAUUUCAUCUGACUGAUAGUAUCUCUGUUGUUUCAUAACGUAUGCUUCAUAAAAUCCUUUUUUUUUAAUUUAAGUUUGUAAAUAUGUAUUUUGAUUUACCCAUUGACAUGUAGGCUCGACACAUUAAAUUUGCCAAUGAUCAAUUGGCUACAAAAUUACAUUGUGGUUGUUAACCUUAAAGGUACACUAUAUGUUUAGGAAUAACAUGUAUUUUACUAUUGUUCAUAUGAUCUUUUAAUGCUUGUUUAAUUUAUUCAUGUUCAUUCAGCACAAUAGGAUCAAAUAAGUCUUUCGGUGAUUGAACUGUUUUAAGGUAUUCUUGAAUGUUUGCUAUCCUUUUGUAGUAAAAAUGUUUCUUAAA